This is a messenger RNA of Aspergillus aculeatinus CBS 121060, 1593 nucleotides long. Its product is annotated as branched-chain amino acid aminotransferase, cytosolic. Gene Ontology annotation, molecular function: branched-chain-amino-acid:2-oxoglutarate transaminase activity. Bases 331 to 1593 code for a protein of 420 amino acids. The record is from RefSeq and is a predicted model, not a curated record. Gene Ontology annotation, biological process: L-valine biosynthetic process; L-leucine biosynthetic process. Gene Ontology annotation, cellular component: mitochondrion. NCBI's taxonomy places the organism in Eukaryota, Fungi, Ascomycota, Eurotiomycetes, Eurotiales, Aspergillaceae. The transcript is spliced from 4 exons.
CGAACAAGUCACAGAGCUUUAGACCCAGCUGUGAUCUGUGAUAGCACAAUUGGAGCAAACUCGACUUAGAAAUUGCGGCCUCGCGUCCCAACCUGUGGUCUGGGCAUAAGCCAUCUUCAGAUACUAAUUAGUCCUUUAUCUGUGGAUCUCCCGGAGUUGUGCCCCAGGUCCGUUGAAAAAGAGUCAUCAAGUGCUUUUCUCCGCCUUUUUAAAGCUCCGCAACCGCCAACCCCCAAAUUAACCUCAACAGUCUUUGGUGAUAGUGCAGCUCAGGGUUGACUGAGUGCUCUCUACUUCAUUAUCUUCACAUUGUUUGCGGAUCACGUCACGAUGCGAUCUUUCCAGGUUGCCCGCCGUCGGGCGUUACUACAGAGCUUCGUUGCCCCUGGCGCCCCCCAAAACUCCGCACUGAGUCAAUUAUGGAAGAGAUGCUUCAGCGCAACACCAACUGCUGCUUCCAGCUUAGCUGGUCUUGAUCCUUCCAAGCUUACAGUUACCAAGACGAGCACGCCCAAAGAGUUGACGGCCGCCAAGGACCUUGUCUUCGGAAAGACCUUCACUGACCAUAUGCUUUCGAUUGAAUGGACAGCGGCUGAUGGCUGGCACACCCCCCAGAUCGUUCCGUACCAGAACCUGAGCCUCGACCCCUCAGCCUGUGUGCUUCACUAUGCAUUCGAGUGCUUCGAAGGUAUGAAGGCAUACAAGGACAACAAAGGCCAAAUCCGGCUGUUCCGCCCGAACAAGAAUAUGGCACGUUUGAACAAGUCGUCUUCCAGAAUUGCGUUGCCCACCUUCGACGGCGAGGCUCUGACCAAACUGAUUGGAGAAUUCGUGAAGCUGGACAGCAGAUUCAUCCCGGAUGCUCGAGGAUACUCGUUAUACCUGCGUCCGACGAUGAUUGGCACUCAAAAGACUCUUGGUGUCGGACCCCCAGGUUCCGCCCUUCUAUUCGUGAUCGCAAGCCCUGUUGGCCCUUACUACCCCACUGGCUUCAAGGCUAUCUCUCUUGAGGCCACCGACUAUGCAGUCCGCGCUUGGCCCGGUGGCGUGGGAGACAAGAAGCUAGGUGCGAAUUACGCACCUUGUGUUCUGCCUCAACUCGAAGCUGCCUCCCGGGGUUUCCAGCAGAACCUGUGGCUUUUCGGAGAGGAGGAGUAUAUCACUGAAGUUGGCACGAUGAAUCUCUUCGUCGCAAUGAAGAACAAGGAAACUGGUCAGAAGGAGCUGGUGACUGCACCAUUAGACGGGACAAUCCUUGAAGGUGUCACUAGAGAUUCGGUGUUGGCUCUGGCAAGGGAAAGACUGGUGCCAAAGGGGUGGGCUGUCGCAGAGCGCAAAGUCAGGAUGACUGAGCUUGCUGAAGCAGCUCAGGAGGGAAGACUAAUUGAGGUCUUCGGAGCCGGAACCGCGGCCAUUGUGAGCCCCGUACGAAAGAUUAGCUACAAGGGUCAGCUGGUCGACUGCGGUCUGAAGGAAAACGAAGAGGCUGGAGAAAUCGCCUUGCAAAUGAAGAACUGGAUCGAGGGUAUUCAGUACGGUGACGAGGAGCAUCCGUGGAGAAAGAUCACUGUUUCUGGACUGAUUUCUUCCUAG